UCGAAAUCCUUGCACGGACGUCGUCAUUCCAUACCGAGCUUUGAUCCGCAACGGCCAUGGACGCCAAGAAGACAAAGGAGCUGGGCACGACGAAGUCAAGGGGAAAGAAAGGGACCUCUUCGUCGGAACGCCGUGGACAGGAAUCAAGGGUUUCGGGAACCAUCGCAGAUCAAGACCCUUCCGCCAAGAAGAUUCCAACGGAACCGGGAGGUCCCAGUACUAGCCUUCCGCAGCAUGCAAAGACCGGCGCUAUUAACAAGGACAUCAAAGGAAAACCUGGACGCGGAGCAGCCAAGAAGGCCCCAUCUACAUCUAAGGCACAAGAACUAGCUAUGGCGCAGACGACUCCUGCUGCUGAAAAAACAUCUCCUAAGCGGGCCCCUUCCAAUGAACAAGAUCUUUUGAACCAUGAGUAUCUGGACAGGAGUUCCCCACAAGACGCACAACAGCCCGCCACCAAGCACAGUCCGCAAGAGCAGCGAAAAGAUCGCCUCAAAAGAAAGGGACCAAAAUCAUCUGCUUUGGGGAAAGACGGGAGCAAAGAGAACGAGCCUACAGCAGCCAAGAAACCGUCGACGGAGCCCAAAGCACCUCGAGAGAAAGGCAUUGACUUUCGAUACGACCAGAAGGAGCGAAAGUAUGGCAAAGAACGAAAAGCUGCUGAAGCGUCGAAGAGCGUCUCCCCACCUCCACUAACAUACAGCAUCGACGAGCCCGCGAUGGAACCGACGUCUCCACGGCUGACGACCAGAAUGUCACCUCGGACAAAGAUGCUCUCCGAUCAAAUCGACCUGAUGAACCAGAACCUCCGGCCCGAGAUUCCUGCGUUGGGCGGGGAGCGGAGACCAAAGGGGAAGUCCAGCGAGGACCAACGGAGAGCAGAAAGGUCGAGCCUUCACAGACAGAAGGAACAGAAGCAGUCUGCGCUAAUCGAGGAUUCUGCAUCCAGGAGUGCGACUGUUAGGAUCACCCUACUGACUGUCAUCCUUCUGGCAGUCGCCGCUGUUGGUGCUUUCUUCUUCUAUCGGCAUUACAAGACGCAGCUCGAAGAACAAAAAAUGAUACUAUGCAGAACAACAGAAUGCAAACGAAUUCAACAGGAACUUGACGGCAUGCUGGACACAAAGAUUCACCCGUGCGACGACUUCUAUGGCUACGUUUGCAACAAGUGGGUAGAGGGCCGAACACCGAAGGCCUCGGGUGUGCAAGCGUACUUGUUUGACAUCUACGACAGUGCCCUCACGGCUGCCCUCAGGGCUCCCGAAUCCAGAAAAGCUGACCGACUCGGACUGCACAUCAUGGCUAGGCUGUUCGAAGUAUGCUAUGACUACAUGAACAACGGCGACGGGUCAUUCGCGGAUGCCGUAACACGAGUCAUCGAUUUACUCAAGUUCCAUAACGUCUUAAAUAAGGCUCAGGACAUAUUCCCAUACCUUGUGGAAACUACUUUGACAAAGAACUUCCACUCUGUAUUCCAGUUCACGUUUCGUCAAAAGGGUAAACUGAAAUACCUGCGAGUGGACCCGGGAAGCUCAAUUCGUUCAAAGGUCUUCGGGACGGUGACACCUAUUCUCCCGGAUGCCAGCAACGUGAACAUGUUUCACGAAGAGAUGAGAAACAUGACAGCGUGUCUCUUGAACGAUCCCCGAAUCAACUCUAGCGUCGACCCGGACGCCAUAUUAUCGAUAGAUUACGCGAUACACUUACUACUCACAGUAAAGGGGUCCGAAAGAGAAAUUACAUUCGAAGAAAUGGCAACCUACGCGUCACACAACGUGACACAGCAAGUAAUAGACAUCAUCAACAACAAUGCCCCGCCUGACUACAAUGUCGACUUCAGUAGCUCCCUCCGUGUUGCAGGACUGGACAACAUGCUUUCUAUUCAAUAUCUUCUGGCUCAACAGGAAUGGGAAGUGAGGGCAUUGUACCAUAUUGUCAGCCUUGCUACAGACCUGCUCGUCUAUAUUACGUUCAAGGCCGCGGCUAAGAAGAAUCCCGACCUCGUGCCCUUUAUGUGUCUUAGAGCUACAAGAAUUUCUGUCACAAACACCUGGCAGUUGCUGGCAGCGAACAUCACCGGUCACUUAAAGAGCGGAGCGGCAACUCAGGUUUUCGCCAUGCAUAUCAGAGACAUGGUCCUGGACGAAAGAGCGCUCGAGCAAUUUGACGCUCUCCAGCGAGAGAGGGGCAAGGAACUGCUGAGGGACACAUUUUUGAUUACGUACGAUGCGACGGUGCUAAAGUUUCUCGACGAAAGCACGGACUACACAUCGUGGAAGCUGGAAGGGAAUCACCUGUUUGACGUCCUUGUAGAAGCAGGUGAAAAGGAAAGGUACAUGCUGCGCAAGACCCUGUUCGCGGAGCGCCGCAUGGCAGCCAGCAGGAGCCAGUUAAGAAAGCUGCUGAAGUUUCACGAACAGGAGAAAGCGCUAACUGUGCCAUCGGCGUACCAAAGUUCGCCCCUCUUCUACCACGAGGAGCAAAGCGAGAUCCCCCACUACAUCAACGUGGGCUCACUGGGCGCCCUGAUCGCCAAGGAAAUGGUACGCGCCCUCGUCGUGCCCUUCAAACUCAGCAACAGGUCCUCCCAGACUCUUCACAAAUCUCUGUCGUGCGUGAACUACGUUGCCGGAAUGCAGGGCCUAGACUUGUUUAAAUCUGUUACUGAAGAUGAGAUAUGGGAUAGCGAAGCCGUCCUGUGGUACUACGCCUCUCUUAUUCUGUACGAGGGAUUGAAGCGUUAUGUCACCAAUGCGGGCAAGUCCGCAAGCGAGGAAGUCUGGAAUGAAACUCUGCAUUAUUACUUCAUCCGGUUCUGUACGCUGGCGUGCACAAGCGGAGGGACUGCCAUGGGGCCACCGGACUCUUUCAAAGAGCGCUGUCUCGUCCCAGUUCUGAGCAACCCUGACUUCGCAAAGCAUUUCGGUUGUACUGGGAGGGAGUCAUUCAAAGUACAUCCGUGUAUUUAUAGGAAGGAACAGACAUUGGUGACAAUAAGAUAAUCGCAAAUAAAUUUACGGCACGAGCCACUA
Messenger RNA from Ornithodoros turicata, 3032 nucleotides. RefSeq lists its product as uncharacterized. The transcript is spliced from 3 exons. NCBI's taxonomy places the organism in Eukaryota, Metazoa, Arthropoda, Arachnida, Ixodida, Argasidae. The coding region runs from base 57 to 3002 and encodes 981 amino acids. Gene Ontology annotation, molecular function: metalloendopeptidase activity. Gene Ontology annotation, cellular component: plasma membrane. The record is from RefSeq and is a predicted model, not a curated record. Gene Ontology annotation, biological process: protein processing.